Messenger RNA from Ylistrum balloti, 1573 nucleotides. Its product is annotated as ADP-ribosylhydrolase ARH3-like. The transcript is spliced from 7 exons. NCBI's taxonomy places the organism in Eukaryota, Metazoa, Mollusca, Bivalvia, Pectinida, Pectinidae. The record is from RefSeq and is a predicted model, not a curated record. Gene Ontology annotation, cellular component: nucleus; mitochondrion. Bases 1 to 1140 code for a protein of 379 amino acids.
AUGGCACAGGCUCGUAGCAUUCUCUCUCGGUUCCGGGGUUGUCUUGCGGGUGCUGCUAUUGGAGACUGUAUCGGGUCAGAAUUUGAGACUCUAUGGGCCAAUUCGAUUGACAUCACAAAAAUACUCGGCGUAGAUAAUCAGAUUCGUGAAGUGGCAGAAAAAAGAAGUAAAGGAGAAGGGGAGAUAUUGAAAGGGAAAAUAUGGGAGUUCACAGACGACACGGCCAUGGCACGAAGUGUGGCAAAGUCUCUUAUCGAACAAAAAGGAUUCAAUGCCAAGGAUAUGGCAUGCAGAUUUUCCAAGGAAUAUUUAAAGGAUCCUUAUAGAGGGUAUGGUGGAUCAGUGGUAGUAGUUUUCCAGAAACUACAUGAUACUGAAUAUAAGGAUCCUUUUGGACCAGCAAAGGAACAGUUUGAUGGGAAAGGUUCCUAUGGCAACGGGGGAGCCAUGAGAAUAGCUCCGGCUGGUUUGUUCGGAUAUAAAGACAAUGACUUCCACAGACUACGGGAAUUGGCCCAGAACAUCACCAGCAUCACACAUUCCCAUUAUCAGGCCAUACAGGGGGCAGUCCUUCAGGCUUAUGCUGUCUACUUAGCACUGAGAGUAGAAGGUCAUGUGGAUACUGAUAAAUUUCUUGAUGACCUGAUUAAGCAGAUGAAACUUAUGGAGACAGAAACUGAGAAAUUAACGAGAGAGAAAAAUGAAUCUGUUGCUCAGGACAGAGGAGAAGAAAGGAGCACGGCAUCAGAACACCCAUACUGUGAUAAAUUGGAAAAGAUCAGGACAUUUCUGAAACAAGACACUCCACCUACCGCUGAUGAAAUCAAUAAAGAUUUAGGAACAGAGAUAUCAGCUGUAGAGUCCGUUCCUGCUGCUAUCUUCGCCUUCCUCUACUCAGCUAAAGAAAUUCCACAUUUAGAGGACAGAAACCUGUUUGAGAAGACAGUGAUAUAUGCAAUAUCUCUGGGCGGUGAUUCAGAUACAAUCGCCAGCAUGGCUGGAGCUAUCGCUGGAGCAUGCUAUGGAGAAGAACAAGUGCCUGAUCACUGGAAACUUUGUUGUGAAGGAGUGGAGGAUGCUCUGAAAUAUGGAGAGGAGCUCUACAAACUGUCACAGCUGAGUGAGGCAGAAAACAGAUGACACGUUGUCACAAGGUUCAAGGUCAUUAGAGCUAGGUUUUAAGUCACAUGAAGAAGGAAAUGACUCAUUAAAGCACGCUAAGGAUUAGCUAGACUCAAAGUAAACUCAGUCAUGAACACAAAAAAUAAAUGAUUGAGGGCUGUGAGAGAGAAAAUGAAAUAAGAGUACCUGUCAAUAUAAGGAUGUAGAAACAGGACUAAGUAACUUCAGGUUAACUAUCACACGUAAAGGACAUAUAACAAGGCAGUUAUACUUAAGUAUGUAUCCUUCAAGAAACCCAGAGAGUCCACAUCUGACCUAAACCAAGUGGAAGGGUUAUUAGUGGGCAAUGAAGAAGCAUGUAUUACAAUUGAGCUUAAUACCAGGUAUAGGCAUACUGCCAGAUCAAUGCAAUAAUCAUGUUAGCCAAAAAUACAGUAUCUGUGAUUCUGGU